Striga asiatica is the source of this 477-nucleotide messenger RNA. Lineage: Eukaryota; Viridiplantae; Streptophyta; Magnoliopsida; Lamiales; Orobanchaceae. The record is from the annotation of a GenBank genome assembly.
AUGGCGAAGUACUCAUCCCUUGUAUUCCUCCUCCUCUUCCUAGGCUUGUCGUGCCUCUUUUCCGAUGCCGUGAGCCUCGAGCAAGAGAUGAGCCACGAGAGCUUUGCUGCAGAGCCCGAGUGGUUUUGGGGCAUCCAUCCCUUUCUCCAUCCCCGCCCCUUCCCUUUCGUCCGUUCCCACCCGUUCCCUUUCAUCCGUCACCGCCCCUUCCCUUACAUCCGUCACCGCCCAGGGUUCCCGUGGCCCCACCCACCCAUUCCCGUCGGCUGGCCGUUCCCCCAGCCUCCUACUCCCUCAGGAGGUGCACAGGUCACCGCGGGGAAGGAUGCCAAAACUAAUGCUUCCCCCGCGGCUUCAGAGCAGGAGGNCCGUGGCCCCACCCACCCAUUCCCGCCACUUGGCCGCACUGGCCGUUCCCCCAGCCGCCUACUCCUCCGGAGGUGCACAGCUCACGGCCGGGAAGGAUGCCAAAACUAA